AUGCAGACGCGCUUGGAUGAAGCAGAAACUGCUGCUUUGAAAGGUGGUAAAAAAGUCAUUGUUAAACUAGAAUCGCGUAUUCGCGAGCUUGAAAAUGAACUUGAUGGCGAACAGAGACGAUAUCAAGAAACAAACAAAAACCUUAGUAAACACGAUAGGCGCAUACGCGAACUGCAAUUCCAGGUAGAUGAAGAUAGAAAGAAUGCUGGAAGAACAAGAGACCUCAUCGACAAGCUGCAAAAUAAGUUGAAAUUACAAAAGAAGCAGAUUGAAGAAGCUGAAGAAUUGGCAAAUGUAAACCUGCAGAAGUUUCGCCAGAUACAGCAUCAGUUGGAUGAUGCUGAAGAGCGAGCUGAUCAUGCUGAAAACUCGCUUUCAAAAAUGCGUGCCAAAAGUCGUAGUACUAUGACAGCUUCACCAGGUGUGCAAAUUUCUCAGUCAGCUAUUCUUCGCUCCUCUUCACGUUCACAGUUUUAG
Thelazia callipaeda (thelaziosis nematode) is the source of this 477-nucleotide messenger RNA. The record is from the annotation of a GenBank genome assembly. Lineage: Eukaryota; Metazoa; Nematoda; Chromadorea; Rhabditida; Thelaziidae.